AUGUAUGAUGUACAUUUGGUCAGCGAAUUCGCGUAUAAGGAAUUUUAGGAAAACGUUUUGAAGUCUGGCAAGAACAAAGUGGAAGUAUAUGCCAUAGCAACGGAUAAUUUACAUAGCAACCACAGUAAUGGCGGACGUUGCGAUCAAAAUAAAAGAGUGGACACACUUUGUUCAUUGACAUUUAACGACAAUUUGAGGUUUGUAAUUCAAUCUGGUACCUAGCAAUACUAGUUUACUAGGAAAAUGCUUUGUUUAUGAAAAACGUGAAUGAUACAUACAAUGUAUAAUUUCUCUGCAACGAACCCAGUUUGCAGAACGUGGCACUAGCGCACCCGAGGGCAAUUUCUUGUUGCAAUUUUAGCGCACCUAGCCUAAAUGUUCCUCGUGCCUUAGCUCCCAGGGUGCACUUGACAUGUAUAAUGAUGUAGGGUGUCUGUACAAGUAAGCUAUUACAGACCACAUGACUUGAAAUGGGUUAAUUUACAUACAAGCUUAGGAGGUCUAUUACACUGGUACCUCUUCCUCUUAUUUUUAAACACUUGAAACAUGAUACACUUUGUCCGUAUCCUUCUUUUUCUUCAUCUUCAUCCCUUUCCCCACAUAUAAGAUGAACAAAUUCGCUGCAUAACUUACAUUUGUGUCCUGUUCCUACCUCUUUAUCGCAAACUGCACAUGUUACUUCUAUAGCUUCCGCCAUUUUCUUUCAGGAAAAAAUUGGCGCGAAAAUAUCAAAUCAGCUUAUGCAAUACGCAUUCUUCAACUCAGGUUACUGCUCAGUGGGUUACUGCAGACCUCUCAACUCUCACGCAUUCGGCGUGAGUCUCACGCAAUUCGCUUCACUCUCACGCUCUCACGCCACGUUUAGUAAAUCUCACGCAUAUAGCAGUUUCAUAGUAUUUUUUUUCUCAAUAAUACUAAUAUUGUAUUCUUAAAUGCACAUUAUUAAUCAUUAGUAUAAUUACAUAGGUGAUUAUUGAAAAUUCUCCACGCUGAUUGGUUGCCGUUGAGGUGAUUAUUACGCGAUAAUCACCUAAGCGAUUUUCAAAAUGGCGGUCGAAGCCGUUUUGUCAAUUAAAUGACGAAGAAAUGUGCAUUUUUAAAUUUUUUCCCAAAUAAUCACCUAUGAAAUUAUACUAAAACAAUUAUUCGCCUCAGGCUCGGUGAUUACGUGAAUAAAAACCUCGACUUCGUCUCGGUUUUUAUUCACCGAUAAUCACCUCGCCUUCGGCGAAUAAUUGUUAAUUAUACGGAUCGCGAGUCGAAUAUAUAAUCGCGUGUUCUUGUUCCUGCAUAUACGGCCCGACAAUUUGGAUACAAAAUAGUACGCAUAUGUAAAUAUGGCGGACAAAAGGCAGAAUCAGUCCGAGCAGAAUUCUAUAUGUAAAUUAUCAAAGGCAAAUUAAAGCUCAUUACUGUAUGUCACAGAAAUAUAGUUUUAAAGGACGUUAUGAAUAUGAAGCAAUGUAUUUCAUUAAAAACCACCAACUCUCAUAAUGUACGAAAUGCCAUUUCAGACCACCGGACGUUUACAAAGGUGCAUGUCAUCCACAUCCCCAAUCUCACUCUUAACUUCUCUGCAAAGUUGAGAGGUCUGUUACUGUCUAGCGCGUAUUUGGCCAUGCAAGAAAAGAUAUACGAAAGAGUGGACCGUGGGGGGAAAGACAAGAGAUAAGCCGCUGAUAAAUUGUAAUUUACUAUUUCCCAGCCGGCGGUGACACACCUUGUCACAAAAAAUUCGCACCUACAGCAUUUUUUACAAUUUUUCAGGUGCGCACCUGACAGUUUGAAGCGCACCUGCACUUGAAAUUCUUGGUAUAUUGCACCCGAGAUCUCGUCGAAAUGUGCCACGUGUACGUUCUGCAAACUGGCACCGAACCAUUGUGUCGACUUUUGGAAUUGUGUGCAAUUCCCUAUGCACAAAAAAUAUAUGCACAAAAAAAUUGCUUUUCUGCACAGAUUUGUGUGCAGUGUGUUAACAUAGAUGGUCUUGAAGGGGGUAAAUAAUGGAUGGGAACUGGGAUUUUUAUAUUUUUGGACUGGGAAAUGGGAUUUGGGUUAUUGGGAAUGCCAGACACAAAAAUGAGAAUGGGAAAACCCAAGUACCAUUAUAAAGACACCUUUUUCUUGGCAAAACUAGUUCUAAAGAGGGCAAUUGAAUGCAGAAUUGUGUUUAAAAGUCAUCAAAUAGAUUCACGUCACUUCCUCUGGGUUUUUCUUUCAAUUUCACACUGGGACUGGGUUAUGAUCUAAAAAGGGUCUGGGAAAUGGGAUUUAGAGAAAAUUUGGGCUGGGAAAAUGGGAUCUAGAUCCCCCCUCCUCUUCAGGACCCUCAACAUAGAGCAAACGUACCGGUAUAGGAAAAACAAAUUUUCAAAAUUCCAUAAAUAGAAUUAGAAUUUAGGGGCCUCUUAAAUAUUGAAGGGUACUGUAGAUGGAAAUUAUCGAGUGGAAAUUUGUAUAUAUUUAGUAGACCUAACCAGGAACAGCUGCGAAAAAUGCAACUUUAGGUCGCUGGCAGGAAUCGAAUCUGUGGGCCUGCGAUUCCGGUGCAGCUAUAUUAGGGUACUGCCAUUUGUAGGUUAUGGGUAAAUAUCAAUAUUUUGUUGGUAUCUCACUCAACUGAAUAAUAGUUGAAGGGUAUUGUAGAUGGAAAUUAUCGAGUGGAAAACUAUAUACAUUUAUUACAUUAUAUAUACAUUCAAUUGAGUGAGAUGCCAACAAAAUAUUGAUAUUUACCCUCUUAAAUAUUGCUUGCUUUGUUAUAUUAUUAAUUAAAAUCAGACAUCUUAUGAAUGUUAAAGAGAUUUUUAUUUGUUUUUUUUUAAAGUUAAAAGCUGUUUUAGCUUUUGUUCACCAAAAGUUGGCAAACACAGCUGAGUAAUAAAAUGGAGAACAAGCUUUUGACCCUAGAUGCAAUUUAUGUUUCCUCUGUGCUUGAAGACUGUGUCGAUCAACUUGCAAUUCUUGGAAAGAUAAUGCCUUCAAGUUUGGAAGGACGGCCUGAUGCAGAACAGGUUACUGAUAGCUAGAAU
This is a messenger RNA of Paramuricea clavata, 3032 nucleotides long. Lineage: Eukaryota; Metazoa; Cnidaria; Anthozoa; Malacalcyonacea; Plexauridae. The record is from the annotation of a GenBank genome assembly.